UCCCCAUAUUCGACCCUCCUCUCCAUCGCUCAAAUUAUUUCUCUCCCAAGGAACACGUUUCCAUAAUACUUCCUGCUGCCUUUCUCUGAAACACCUUCCUCCCUCGUCGGCUCGACAUUCGCUGUGAUUGCUAUAUCCAGCCCCGCUGUCUCUUCCGGUGGAUGCUCGUCUCUCGUGGUAGUCGGUCCCUGGAGCAUGUCUGGGUAGCCCGUGGCAGCCUCAGACACCAACUCCAGCCUUCGAUCAAGUCUUCUUCAGCCUCAGCCUCAGCCUCAGCCUCACGCUUGUUCUUCGCCUUUGCCUUGAACACUCCUUGUCUCACCGCCACCGCGCCACUACUUUGCCCCCAGACACGUCCACACCCUCUCCAGGCUCCAGCAGCCUUGCGACAUAAGAGCCACUCGGUGACCAUCCUCCGUCCCUACACCCUGACCCCCCCAGUCACCAUGGCUGAGCCUAUCAACAAUCGAACUGCUCAGCCCGAACGACUCACCGAGAACCUAGAGAGGCCGACCUUGGAUGAUCGGUCGUACAGAGUGAUUAGGCUAGCGAACCAUCUCGAGGCCCUGCUCAUACAUGAUCCCGACACGGAUAAAGUCAGCGGUGCGUUGGACGUGAACGUGGGAAGCUUUAGCGAUGCGGAGGACAUGCCGGGUAUUGCCCACGCCGUGGAGCAUCUAUUAUUCAUGGGCACUGAGAAAUAUCCUAAGGAGAAUGCAUAUAACCAAUACCUCACCUCACACUCCGGACACUCAAAUGCCUAUACUGCGGCUACCUCGACGAAUUACUACUUCGAAGUAGGAGCGUCAUCGAAAACCUCGAGUAGCAAUGCCACGUCUACCUCUGACACUCCAGAAGACCUGACGGCUUUGAAAGCGGAGUCACCAUUGUAUGGAGCUCUCGAUCGGUUUGCACAGUUCUUUGUAGCUCCGUUGUUUCUUGAGGAAACUUUGGAUAGGGAGCUCAAGGCUGUCGACUCGGAGAACAAGAAGAAUCUACAAAAUGAUACAUGGAGAUUACAUCAGCUUAACAAGUCACUUUCAAACCCCAAACAUCCGUACAACCACUUCUCGACAGGUAGCUACAAGACUCUGCAUGAUGAACCACUCGCACGCGGGGUGAAGAUUCGGAAUGAGUUCAUGAAGUUCUACCAUACACAUUAUUCGGCGAAUCGGAUGAAGUUGGUUGUUCUUGGCCGUGAGAGUCUGGACGAUCUCGAAAAUUGGGUCGAGGAGCUGUUUUCUGCGGUACCUAACAAGAAUUUACCUCGACUACGAUGGGACGAUGUUGCUCCGUACACGGAGAAAGAGUUGGGAAUGCAAAUAUUCGCAAAGCCUGUCUUCGAGAUGCGGAAUUUGGAAUUAGACUUUCUAUACCAAGAUGAAGAGGAGCUUUACGAGUCUCAGCCAGGACGUUACUUCUCACAUCUCAUUGGCCACGAAGGUCCAGGUAGCAUUCUAGCUUAUAUCAAAGCAAAGGGAUGGGCCAAUGGACUGUCAGCAGGAGCACAGCCUCUAUGCCCGGGAUCUGCAAUCUUUGUUGUCAGGGUCAAACUCACUGAGGAGGGUCUCAAGCACUACAAGGAAGUCACGAAGACGAUAUUCCAAUAUAUUGCAAUGAUGCGCGAAUCGCCGCCUCAGGAAUGGAUCGUGGAUGAGAUGAAGCGCAUGAGCGAGGUCGACUUCAAGUACAAACAGAAGAGCCCUGCGAGCAGGACCACAAGCUUGCUCAGUGGAAUCAUGCAGAGACCGUACCCCAGAGAGCUUCUCUUAAGCGGACCCAGUCUGAUUCGAAAGUUCAAUGCUGAGGCGAUCAACAAGGCAGCUACGUACUUGCGGCCGGAUAAUUUCCGGUUGACUCUGAUCAGCCAAGACUUCCCGGGCGAUUGGGACCAGAAAGAGAAGUGGUAUGGAACCGAAUACAAGUAUGAGAAGAUACCAGAGGAUUUUCUAGCCGAAAUCAAGGAGGUAGUUGCGAGCCCGACUAACGGCCGCCCGGCCGAGCUCCAUCUCCCGCACAAGAACGAGUUCAUCCCAAAUCGACUCGAGGUGGAGAAGAAGGAAGUUGAGGAGCCGCUGAAGACGCCGAAGCUCAUCCGAAAUGAUGAGAACGUCCGGACCUGGUUCAAGAAAGAUGACCAGUUCUGGGUCCCUAAAGCUAGCGUACUCAUUAUUUUGCGAUCACCACUCGUUAGCCUGACACCCCUCAAUACAGUUGUGUCACAUCUCUACCGAGAACUAGUAUACGAUGCCUUAGUGGAGUACUCUUACGACGCUGAGAUAUCUGGUCUCAAUUACUCAGUCGCUGCACACGCUCCUGGCCUCGAUGUUAGCGUCAGCGGCUACAACGAUAAGAUGGCGGUUCUUCUCGAGAAAGUUCUGGUCUCAAUGCGAGACUUGGAGGUUAGCGAGGACCGUUUCAAUAUAAUAAAAGAACGACUGGCGCGUAGCUUCCGAAACUGGGAGUACCAGCAGCCGUACCACCAGGUCGGAGUCUUUAGUAGGUGGCUUACAACCGAGAAGGGCUGGAUCAACGAGCAAUUGCUUGCGGAGCUGCACAGCGUCACUGCGGCUGACGUCCGCGCCUUCUUCCCUCAACUCCUCGCCCAGGUGCACAUUGAGUUGCUCGCACAUGGAAACAUCUACAAGGAGGAUGCUCUGAAACUGACUGACAUGGUCGAGUCCAUCUUGAAGCCAAAGAAACUGCCAUCCUCUCAAUGGCGUAUUCGACGCUCGCUACUUUUGCCGCCGGGCUGUAAUUUCGUCUACGAGCGAGACCUCAGAGAUCCGGCGAACGUCAAUCAUUGCAUCGAAUACAUGCUUUAUAUUGGCGAUCCUUUGAACCGGCAGCGGAAGGCAAAGCUUCUUCUUAUGGCCCAGAUGGCGGACGAGCCAGCAUUUGACCAGCUACGGACGAAAGAGCAACUUGGCUAUGUUGUGUUCAGCGGGCCGACGAUCUUGAACAUGUGGGCUGGAUACCGUAUCUUAAUCCAGAGUGAGAAGAGCCCCGACUAUUUGGAGGGCCGGAUAGACGCUUUCUUGACUCAGUUCGGGCAGAUGCUGCACGACAUGAAGGACGAAGACUUUGAAGGGCAUAAGAGGAGCAUUAUCAAUAAGCGGCUGGAGAAGCUGAAGAACCUGUCACAGGAGACGAACAGGUUCUGGAAUCAUGUUCUGAGCGAAUGCUACGAUUUUGAGUCUGCCGAUCGUGAUGUGGAGCAUCUUACACCCCUCACCAAGAAAGACAUUAUUGAGUUCUUUGACCAGUUCAUCUCGCCUACGUCACCAACGCGUGCCAAACUAGCUGUUCACAUGCUGGCGCAGUCAUCGCCGGCUGCAGAGAAGAACGAACAAAUGGUCAAACUCGUCAGCGAGUUGCUCACAGCCAAUAAAGUGGCCGUCAAGGACGAUGAUCUACAGACACACUUCCAAGCAGUGGAGAAACCCGCCAAGCAAGAUGACCUAGUCGAAGCGCUAUCCUCCUACCUUGGGGAGCUGAAGCUGGAGGCGGACGUUGUGACCAAGGUGGUGGAGCAGGGCAAGGCAGCGCUGGCGGCUGCCCUGGCAGAGACAGAGAGCCAGAAGGAGGUGGUGGAGGCAGAUGGUGAGACGCACGUGAAGCUGGGCAACGGAACCACACCAGUAGUGAUUCGCGAUGUGCAUGCGUGGAAGGCUGGGCUGGAGGUCAGCAAGGGUGCCCGACCGGUGCAGGAUCUCAGCGACUUUGAGGAGAUUGAGGCAAAGCUGUGAGGGACUGGAUGACGUUGGGCUCUCGUAGUGGGCUGAGGUGGUAGGCUGAGAGGACGAAUUGCCUGCUUCUGAUAGUGGAUGCUGGCUCAGCAGCUAGGCACAGGCGGGAAGUGCAUGACACAUGGUAUGAGGACAUGGAGAUAGGGUUGCAUGAUUUGCAUUGGGGGCGCUUCGUGGAGCUGCUUGAGGGACAUUGUAUGUAUGUACAAGACGAUGCAGGUGCCAGGCCAUGCAUACAUCGUAUUACUAGAAACCUGAGCGAGGCGCAUGCCGUUAAAUUCAACAGCUGGA
Molecule: messenger RNA, 4040 nt
Organism: Mytilinidion resinicola
Lineage: Eukaryota; Fungi; Ascomycota; Dothideomycetes; Mytilinidiales; Mytilinidiaceae
Product: LuxS/MPP-like metallohydrolase
Exons: 3
Coding region: 447-3749 (1100 amino acids)
Biological process (GO): peptide catabolic process
Cellular component (GO): mitochondrion; cytosol
Molecular function (GO): metalloendopeptidase activity; metal ion binding
Source: RefSeq, a predicted model, not a curated record